Molecule: messenger RNA, 1412 nt
Organism: Diaporthe batatas
Lineage: Eukaryota; Fungi; Ascomycota; Sordariomycetes; Diaporthales; Diaporthaceae
Exons: 2
Coding region: 276-1328 (350 amino acids)
Molecular function (GO): hydrolase activity, acting on carbon-nitrogen (but not peptide) bonds
Source: RefSeq, a predicted model, not a curated record
GUCUGCUGUUGGUUUGGUUUGCACAACAGAUCUAGGUAAUACCCAAACUCCAUUCGGCUCCUACAUUGUAACGCCGCGGGAGCGACCCCGUUCCUGUCACCUGCAGCCAGCCUGAGGGGGCCCAGAGUAACGGGUGAAUAUAAAGAAUCGGCGGUAGCCACAGCGGGACAAUGUCUCUCGAGCCUGUGAUCUUGGGUGGUCGUGUGCUAGUAAUACACCACAGCAUAUGAAACUAUAAAGUUACCACACCGAUCGCGCCAGGAACUGUGGCGACCAUGGCAUCCCAACCCAUCCUCCUGAAGGGCGGCACCCUCCUGGUCCACGACGACGACGACCGUGUCGUGCCGACGAGGGCAGACCUCCUCAUCGAGGGCGACAGGAUCGCGCGGAUCGACAGCGACAUCCAGACUCCCGCGUCCGGUGCCAAGGUGAUCGACUGCGCGGACAAGAUCGUCUCCCCGGGCUUCGUCUCGACGCACGCGCACCUGUGGCAGUCGCAGCUCAAGGGCCGGCACGCCGACCACACGCUGGUCGAGUACAUGCCGGCGGGCUGCUACUCGGGCGCCUUCUACUCGCCGGCCGAUCUCUUCUGGGGCCAGCUCGCCGGCGCGAUGGAGUCUGUCGACGCUGGCACCACCACCGUCGUCGACCACUCCCACCUCAACCUUGGGCCUGACUACCCCAAAACUGCGAUCCAGGCCCUCAACACCUCGGGCCUGCGGGCCAUCUAUUGCUACUCACCGGAGCGGCGCGUAUCCUCCUUCAGCCCGCUUAAACUGGAGGAGGAGCCCUACCCCUCACCAGAGGCGCUUCAAGCCUUUGAGGACCUGCCAUCCCGGUCCUCGCCUGACGGCAACGGCCGUGUGGUCCUCGGCUGGUCGCAGGACAACAUGUACAUGCCCCAGGCCGACCUGCAGUCCCUCUACGGAUGGCUACGCGGCGGCGUCGGCGGCGGCGGGGCGAGCCGAACACAGCUGAUAACGACGCAUGCGCCGGGUGGGCCAGCGUUCGGCGGGCGGCCCCCGGCGGUUUCGAUCCUGGGUGCUGCGGGCCUAUUGGGGCCAGACGUGCUGCUCAGCCACGCGCCGGGGCUGGCGGCCGAGGACGUCGCUACCCUCGCGGCCGCAGGGGCGUUCGUGUCGAGCACGCCGAACACGGAGAUGCAAAUGGGCAUAGACCCGGUAGCGAUGUGGAGGGACGUGAUUGCCGGGGGCGUUGGCAGCCUAGGCGUCGACUGCCACACCUGGGGGACCAGCUACAUGCCAGCCUGGCAGCCUGGGCACCUGCAUGCACUUCCCCAGGUUGUCGCUUGCCUGUGCCGGAUGUGACGUCGAGCAGGAGGAAGCUGCUGUGUGGAAGGAAGGUGCCUGCCUCUCUUGUGGGCGGUCAGUGCAAGAUUCCCCGACCCCGAC